UUUCAGAUAAUUCCUAAUCAAACUGAGGUAUGAGUGAAGAAAUAGACGAAAAUACGAUGAAAGAAGAGCAAGAAGAAGAAGAAAGAGAUGAAAUCGAAGAAAAAGAAGAGAAACCAGAUGCACAACAACAAGAGCUCCUUAAUAUUCGAAUUCCAACGCAAACCAAAAAAUCGCUUAAGCGCAAGCACAUCAAAACAGACUUCGGCGCAGAAGAUCUCGAUGAAAAUGUGUUGGAAGCCCAGCGACUCGAGAAGCAACGUCUAGAACGUUUGGAGAAAAUCAAGCCUGAAAAUGAUCAUAUUCAACAAAUGGAAUCAUUGUUUCUUGCUGGAGCCAGUGAAGGGCAACUUCCACAACUUGAUCUCCAAGACGAUGAUUUUGAAGAGAUGUUUGGAUUUAGUGUGGAAAAUGAUAAUAAAAAAUAUCGUUAUGGAGAUGAAGAGAAGCCUGAGCCAAUGUUUCAUCUACAGGAACCUUCUACAUCGCGUGGUCAUGUUGAUGUUGUGGAUUUGACGUUGGAUGAUUCAGAUGAUGACUGCUUGAUAACUGAUGUUAAGUCGGUUAUGCCUCAAGUCGUACCUGGUCGAAGAAUGAGGUGGGCACAAGCUGAGAAAGACAGGAUAGACGCCGAUCAAAUGGACAUUCAACAUAAUAUUGAAGCACGACGGUUGAAGAAAAUGAGAAGUGCAAAGGAUUUGGAGAGUACUGAAAAGAAAGAAGGUCGAUUACUUGUUAAUGCAGGACAUCCUGAAGAAGAUCCGGACAUAUUUGUGAUAUCUCAUCUGACACAUGUGUUACAGCCACAUCAACUUGGAGGAAUCCGUUUUAUGUAUGAUAACACAAUUGAAUCUCUCGGAGAAUACAAAAAAUCUGAUGGUUUCGGAUGUAUACUUGCGCAUUCUAUGGGUCUCGGAAAAACCAUUCAAGUCAUCACAUUUUCGGAAAUAUUUUUGAGAGCAACAAAAGCGAAAAAAGUGCUCGUUAUUGUUCCCAUAAACACUAUUCAAAACUGGUAUUCGGAAUACGAUAAGUGGAUUCCAAAAUUCUCGGAUACCGGUGACCGUAUUCGAAGUUUCGAAGUAUUCUUGCUGGGUGAUGGUGUCAAGACAUUUGAUCAACGGGUUAAUUUGAUUGAACAAUGGGAUCAAACGGGCGGUGUGAUGCUUGUUGGCUACGAUAUGUUCCGUCUUCUUAUCAAAAUGACGCUUCCAAAAAAACAGAAAAAAGGAAGGCCAAAGCUGAAUUUAUCUGGAAUUUCUUCAGGUUUUUCAAAAGAUUCUUCUGAAGAUCAGAAGCUGAGAGAUGAAGAAUUAGAGUUUGAAACUGGAUUUACAAGUGGCGGAAGAGUUAGACAAGAGGCCUACAGUUUGAUCCGAAGUGCACUUCUUGAACCAGGACCAGAUCUUGUUGUAUGUGAUGAAGGUCAUAAAAUCAAGAACAUCACUGCUGAAAUCUCAAUGACACUUGGAGCAAUUAAUACAAAACGGCGCAUUGUGUUGACUGGAUAUCCUCUUCAAAACAAUUUGCUCGAAUAUUUCUGCAUGAUUGAUUUUGUUCGGCCGAAAUAUCUUGGAACGCGGAAAUCAUUCAUUGAUCGAUUCGAGAAACCUAUCAAAAACGGACAAUGUGUUGAUUCUUCGCCGGAUGAUGUGAAAAUAGCACUACAACGAACUCACGUGCUUGUGGAAUUAGUGAAGGGAUUUGUUCAACGAAGAACACAUCAUUUACUGAAAAAGAUUCUACCUGAAAGCAAAGAAUAUGUGUUAUUGCUCAGGAAAAGUCAAAUUCAACGCCAACUUUAUCGAAACUUUGUAUUAUGGGCGAAAAAUGAAAUAGCUGCAAAUAAUGAUGCAGUGUUCAACCCGCUAAUGGCAUUCUCCGCAUGCUCAAAAAUUUGGAAUCAUCCAGACAUUCUGUACAGGCUUGUAGAACAGAAAAAGAGAGCUGAAGAGGAUAAAAAGAGAGUGGAGCAAAUGAAAUUUGCACAACUUCAGCAGCAACAACAACAGCAACAACAACAGCUUCAGGGAAUGAUGAUGAUGGGAAAUAACGGUAUGAUGCCGGGAUUUGGAGCACAAUUUCAUCCACAACAAAAUGGAAUGAUGAUGCAGAAUGGUUCAUGGCAUCCGAAUAACUACCAAAUGCCAUCUCCAUUCAAUUCAAUCCCCUCGAAUCCUUCAACACCGACUUCAUCUUCCACUUCUAAAUCUGCCAAGAAAACCAAAAAACCAAGAGGAUCGAAAAAAGCACCGAAAAGUGAUGAAGAGGACGAGGAAGUUGAAAAGGAAUCUAGAAUGAAAUAUGACUGGACAUUUGAACUUUUCGAAAAAUAUCAGGAAGGAGUUCUAGAGAACGGAUAUAAGAUCGUCAUUUCGCUUGAAAUUCUGGAUGAAUCCACUCAAAUUGGAGAAAAAAUUCUGAUUUUCAGCCAGAACUUGACUGCUUUAGAUAUGCUAGAGGAGAUACUCAAAAAACGACAAAUCCGUGGAAAAGAUGGUCCUGGUCAACGAUGGGAGAAGAAUAGAAAUUAUUUACGAUUGGAUGGAACGACUAGUGGUGCUGAUCGAGAAAAGCUUAUCAAUCGCUUUAACUCAGAACCAGGGCUUUCGUUGUUUUUGAUUUCCACUAGAGCUGGAUCGUUGGGUAUUAAUUUGCCAACAGAUGCAUUAUCAUUGACGCUUGUUGGAAUCCUUGUCACGAUGCUCAAGCUGUAUGUCGUGUCUAUCGAUAUGGUCAACAGAAGAAAACAUUUGUUUAUCGUCUUAUUAUGGAUAACUCAAUGGAGCGAUCGAUUUUCAAUCGACAAAUUUCAAAACAUGGACUACAACAAAGAGUAGUUGACGAUGCACAAGUUGAUGCAAAUAUUUCGCAAAAAGAAUUGGAGACUCUUCUAAUGUAUGAUGAGGCACAAGAUGUUAAUCAUGACAAAUGGAAUACAGAUGAUUGGGAUUUCGGAGAUCCGGUUCUAGACUCAAUCACUAAGAGAAUGAGUCAAAUGUUUGCCGGGAAACCGUUCCUUCAUGAAACCUUGAUAAUGGAGUCAGAGCAAUCACUCAGCGAGCAGGAAAAACGAGAAGCUCAAUUACUUUUUGAUAGAGAACGACGUAUGGAGAACUAUGAUCCAUUGAGUGGCCUGAGCAGUUCUAACUUUUAUAACAAUGCUCCUGGAAGCUCAAUGGGAAUGAUGGGUCCACCACCAGUUCCGAUGUUCAAUAAUAACAUGCAAAAUAGUUUCAAUAAUCAUUGGCAACAAUCUCCUAAUCAGCUUGCACCCAAUUUUGGAUCUUAUCCACCACAGCAAUUUCCACAACCGAUGCCAAACAUGUCACAAUUUCCACCUCAUGGACCAUCACCUCAAAUUCCAUCAAUUCGUCCAUCACCAAUGCCUCACACGCUUCGAAUGAAUGUCAGUCAAUUCCAUCACCAAGGAGGUGGUCAUACGAUGACGUCAUUCAACAAUGGCUAUCCGAAUAAUAACAAUGGAGGAGCUAUAGGAAACCCUCAACAAAUGCUUCCUCCAAGAGAUCCAUCAGCUUUUCCGGGAGCUGUUAUGAGCAAAAUACCAUCAUUUUCCCCGGCUGGAGCAGUUCAACAAUUGAUUACUGAUAGACAACUCGUUUUUCCCAUUGUCGGACAUAGAGAUCAGCUUCAUCAGGUUCAGGCAAAUACACCAAUACAGUUAGUUGUUCCGAAAAAUGGAUAUUAUGUGAAACUACGUGAUGGAACAAUUCUUGACGCUGUCGGAAGUGUUUUUGAGAAUCAUGCCCGUCAGCUUCGUGAUAUGUAUCUAAGCAAAAAUUUCAACCAUGAUCCGCAGCAGGUUCAAGAAGUCAUCGAUCUUGAUUAACAACGUCUUGCAUUUUUUUCUUUUGAUGUACAUUUCGUUUUUUAUCAUAUAAAAUACAACAUCUAUCUCAAUGCAACAUCCAAUGAGAUCUCUGAUAAUUCACUAUCAUUUUACUCAAUUAUUUUUCCUCUUAUAGAGGCUCCUAAAUUAAUUUUAGGCAAGUUUCGAAUUUCCACAUUUCAACUUUGUCCACACUCUUCCCUUUUAUCAUUAGUAUGUCAAUUAAUUAAAUUUUUCUGUUUUUUCCAACACAGUAAUCAGCUCCGCUGUUCGGCAAGCUGCCAAUUGUGUUUUAUACGCCUUCUCUUUUAAUUUAAUGAAUAAAUACGAAUAAUAUUUAAA
Molecule: messenger RNA, 4189 nt
Organism: Caenorhabditis elegans
Lineage: Eukaryota; Metazoa; Nematoda; Chromadorea; Rhabditida; Rhabditidae
Gene: rad-54.L2
Product: Helicase ATP-binding domain-containing protein
Exons: 11
Coding region: 30-2837 (935 amino acids)
Source: RefSeq, marked reviewed